CGGCGGAUCCAAGUUCCGUGAGCAAAAUUGAGGCAUUGAUAAGAUAACCAACAUGGGUUUUGGCUGGAACUUGCCAUUGAUCGAUCCAUCUCAAAUUUUGCUUUUACUUUUUAAUAAAAUAAUCGGAUUUUGUUUGAUUGUAUUGGGUACAUACAUUAUCAGCGUGAUCAUGGUAACAUUUCGACCUAUUAAUCGGGAGAAGAUCGACAUUUCUUCAAAGGCACUUAAGAAUUUAGAAUUAUUAAAAUCGCAGGGAUGUGGGGAAUCCAAGCAAACAAACUCGAAUGAUAAUAGCAAUGGCUCAUCAAAUCAAGUGAGGGCCACCAGCCAGCCACCAAAUUCUACUCAUUCCGCACCCGUAAAACUAGUCCAACCUAAAUCCCCUCUUGACGAACUAAUUGACAGGAUCAUCGCUUUGGAACGUAAGGUAAAUGCAUUCGACACGGUACAUUUUUGCCUCGAGUAUCGGCAGCUGCUUGAGGAAGGAGCCCAAAUCCAAAUCGCAUUGGAUAAGGUGGACAUUUCCGGUGGUGAGGAUGUGAGGGCUAAACGCAAGAAUGGAAUAAUCCGCUCAGAAAUAGCAGUUACCUCAUUAUCUGAAAAGGUUCAUAAAACCGGUAAAUGUAGCGAAUGUACUUAAUACAUUGUGCAACACUGCGUAGUAUUACAUUAUAAAAGCAUCAGAGUAUGUGUUUUAAUGACUAAGCAGACAUUAAUGUAUUUUCAUAUGAACCAAAAUAAUAAAGCCUUAGCCAAUCGCAAUUUGCUGGAUGAUA
Messenger RNA from Folsomia candida, 776 nucleotides. RefSeq lists its product as uncharacterized. The record is from RefSeq and is a predicted model, not a curated record. The transcript has 2 exons. NCBI's taxonomy places the organism in Eukaryota, Metazoa, Arthropoda, Collembola, Entomobryomorpha, Isotomidae. Bases 53 to 640 code for a protein of 195 amino acids. Gene Ontology annotation, molecular function: protein-folding chaperone binding.